Messenger RNA from Besnoitia besnoiti, 2103 nucleotides. Its product is annotated as casein kinase I. Gene Ontology annotation, cellular component: nucleus; cytoplasm. Gene Ontology annotation, biological process: peptidyl-serine phosphorylation; signal transduction. The transcript is spliced from 6 exons. Lineage: Eukaryota; Apicomplexa; Conoidasida; Eucoccidiorida; Sarcocystidae. The record is from RefSeq and is a predicted model, not a curated record. The coding region runs from base 1 to 2103 and encodes 700 amino acids. Gene Ontology annotation, molecular function: ATP binding; protein serine/threonine kinase activity.
AUGCUCCCGGUACCGCUGCCCGGCGUCGCUCGCCCUUUUGUUCUCCGUUGUCUCCCCCUAGUUCGAGCGCGAGCCGCCUGUACCGCUGCCAACUCUCCGUGUCGCGUCUCUGCCGUCGCCGCCGUCGUUACUCUGGAAAUCUCUUCGUACGCCUCCACGGCCUCGAUUCGCGCCGCACGGGAGAGUGCCGGAGGGGGCGGCUCGGGCGCGGACGGAGGCCCCUGGGACCCGGGCACGGGACGGCACGGCUUUCCGCGAUUCUCAGGCGCCGAGGAGGACAACAACGGAGGGAAAAUGGGGGGGGGCGGCGGGCCUGGCGGCGGAGUCGCGCGAGCCGGGCACCAUCAUCAAAACCACGCAGGCGGCACCGCCGCGAACGCGUCGCCGCAACUCCCCGCGCCUCCCACGGUUGUGAACAAGGUUUACCGCGUCGGCCGAAAGAUCGGCAGCGGGUCCUUCGGCUGCCUCUACGACGGCGUGGACGUCCGCGAUGGCCGCGAAGUCGCCAUCAAGCUCGAGCUUGCGAGCACCAAACACCCGCAGCUGAUCUACGAAGCGAAAAUCAUUCGCCUCCUGCAGGGCGGAGUGGGCGUGCCUGUGUGCUACUACUACGGUGACGAAGGCGAUUGGCACGUCAUGGUGAUCGAUCGCCUCGGACACUCUCUGGAAGACCUCUUCAAUCUAUGCAAGAGGCGCUUUUCGGUCGAGACUGUCCUUCACCUUGGCAUUCAGAUGCUGGACCGCAUCGAGUAUAUCCACAAGCAUCACUGCAUCCACCGAGACAUCAAGCCCGACAACUUCUUGGUUGGCCGCGGAGAAAACGCAAACGUGAUCUACUUGAUCGAUUUUGGCUUGGCGAAGAAAUUCCGCGACCACACAGGCAGGCACAUUGUUUACAAAGAGGGGAAAAACCUGACGGGUACAGCUCGGUACGCCUCUCUCGCGACCCAUCUAGGUGUGGAGCAAGCGCGACGCGAUGACCUGGAAGGCCUGGGCUACGUCCUCAUUUACUUUUUGCGAGGGUCGUUGCCGUGGCAAGGCCUGAAGGCGACGUCAAAGCGUGACAAAUACAGCAAAAUCACGCAGACCAAGAUGAAUGUCGAUAUCAAUGCACUCUGUGAGGGUUUCCCAUCAUGCUUCGCAGAGUUCCUCUCGUACUGCCGAGCGCUUCAGUUCACUGACGCUCCCAACUGCAGAUACCUUCGUCGUUUACUGACAGAUGCGCUUGCAGAGCGCCGCUCUCGCAAAUUCGCCUUUGACUGGGCACCUCUGCUGCCGGCGUGUUGCUGUUGCAUUUGUCGCCCUGCGCCGGUCGCUGCGUCCUCUCUCUCCCCGGCUCCUCUUGGUCACCACGCAGCUCUCCCUGCACAGCCCUCGCUUCUUCCGCCUCAGGCUUCCUCGCCGUGCCUGGUGCUUCACGCACACGGCACCUACGCGGCCGCCGCGGCGUCUCCGCGGAGGGCACAGCCUGUCUCCGUGGCCCCCGCGGCUCCACGGGCGGGCGGGACCCACGCAGGGGGAGCGCGGGGCUGUGCGGCGGCGGCUGGCGCGGGCAGUCGCCUCGUGUUGGGCCCCGAAGAGGAUGAACGCCGCAGCGGCACGCCGAACGCGCUAUCUGCGGCCGUCAGGAAGGAGGGCGACAGCCGUCCGUUCGCCGCUGAAGCAGACGAGGACGCGAAAGCGGCCGUGAACCUGCGCCCGCGAAUCGGGCACACAGAUCAGCACGGGGCUCGGUACCACGUCGGCAAGCAGAGCGCCGGCGCGCUCGCCCAGCCGCACACGAAUGGCAUCCACCACGGCUGCUGCAACGGCCAAAUAUGUGCGUCGCCAGCCCUCCUGGUCUCCUCUCUACCUUUCCUCAGGGCCCCGGCACAGGUCGCAAAUGGGGCGGCGACUGCCAGCGCGCAAGUUCAGCACCCCCGGCUGUCGUCGGGGUUGGGAUCGAGUCCCGUCGUGGUCAGAGUCGGAGUCGCGCAGUCCCUCGGGCUCGAACUCUCGGCGGUCGCGGCGGUCACGGCCAAGACGGGCGGCGACGAUAGGGAGCCGCGACCGGAUUUCUUUGCUGGACAACAAAAGGCGCAGUUCCAUGCUGUGAUGCACUAG